UUUUGUGUAAUCCGAACACCCAAACACCCCCACAAAAGAAAGUUCCAAACAUCUAUACUCGCUCUCACCCACUCACUAGCCAGAAUUUUGCAGAGAUGAGCGAAGAGGGGAAGAGAUCUCCGGCCACUGGUACCUUUCCGGCUAAGCCGCCGUAUACGGCGGAUGAUCGGAAAACCCCCGCAUCUUCGUUAUCGACCUCUUCUUCCAGCAGCAGGAAAGUCGUCAUCAAGAGUGCCGAUAUGAAGGAAGAAAUGCAAAACGAAGCCGUGAAUAUCGCCAUUUCCGCGUUUGAGAAUUGCAGUGUGGAGAAGGAUGUCGCGGAACAGAUAAAGAAGGAAUUUGAUAAGAAUCAUGGUCCUACUUGGCACUGUAUCGUCGGCAAAAACUUCGGUUCUUAUGUGACUCAUGAGACGAAUCAUUUUGUUUAUUUCUAUUUGGAAUCGAAAGCAGUGUUGCUGUUCAAAUCUGGUUAGCAUGCUUUAAUGGUGGUGGUGAUGACUGGUGGUGCUUCUUGGACAUGUAUGUACUCGAAAAACCAAUAGAAUUUGAAUAUGCUUGUGGUGUUUGUAUAUUAGUGUGGACUUAUUAUUGUGUUUGAGUGCUUUUAUAAUACAUUUGAUUGUCUCCUA
Molecule: messenger RNA, 629 nt
Organism: Lactuca sativa (garden lettuce)
Lineage: Eukaryota; Viridiplantae; Streptophyta; Magnoliopsida; Asterales; Asteraceae
Product: Dynein light chain type 1 family protein
Biological process (GO): microtubule-based process
Cellular component (GO): cytoplasmic dynein complex
Molecular function (GO): dynein intermediate chain binding
Source: RefSeq, a predicted model, not a curated record